Ochotona curzoniae (black-lipped pika) is the source of this 2040-nucleotide messenger RNA. It is a transcript of the gene HAS2, whose product is annotated as hyaluronan synthase 2. The record is from RefSeq and is a predicted model, not a curated record. The transcript has 4 exons. Gene Ontology annotation, biological process: hyaluronan biosynthetic process; extracellular matrix assembly. The coding region runs from base 94 to 1752 and encodes 552 amino acids. NCBI's taxonomy places the organism in Eukaryota, Metazoa, Chordata, Mammalia, Lagomorpha, Ochotonidae. Gene Ontology annotation, molecular function: hyaluronan synthase activity.
AUUACCUCAAUUUUGGACGCUGCCCUCCCCCACCGACCCUCCGGGACCACACAGACAGGCUGAGGACGAAUUUAUGACCGAAAGCUGAACAAGAUGCAUUGUGAGAGAUUUAUAUGUAUCCUGAGAAUAAUUGGAACCACACUUUUUGGAGUCUCUCUCCUUUUGGGAAUCACAGCUGCUUAUAUUGUUGGCUACCAGUUUAUCCAAACGGAUAAUUAUUAUUUCUCCUUUGGACUGUAUGGUGCCUUUUUAGCAUCACACCUCAUCAUCCAAAGCCUGUUUGCCUUUUUGGAGCAUCGAAAAAUGAAAAAGUCCCUAGAAACCCCCAUUAAGCUGAACAAAACAGUUGCUCUUUGCAUCGCUGCCUACCAAGAAGACCCAGACUACUUAAGGAAAUGUUUACAAUCUGUGAAAAGGCUGACCUACCCUGGGAUUAAGGUCGUCAUGGUCAUUGAUGGGAACUCCGAAGAUGAUGUUUACAUGAUGGACAUCUUCAGUGAAAUCAUGGGCAGGGAAACAUCAGCCACUUACAUCUGGAAGAACAACUUCCACGAAAAGGGGCCUGGGGAGACGGAUGAGUCACAUAAAGAAAGCUCUCAACAUGUAACCCAAUUGGUCCUGUCCAACAAAAGUGUGUGCAUCAUGCAGAAGUGGGGUGGAAAAAGAGAAGUCAUGUACACAGCCUUCAGAGCAUUGGGACGAAGUGUGGAUUAUGUGCAGGUUUGUGAUUCAGAUACCAUGCUUGACCCUGCUUCUUCUGUGGAGAUGGUGAAAGUUUUGGAAGAAGAUCCCAUGGUCGGAGGUGUUGGGGGAGAUGUCCAGAUUUUAAACAAGUACGAUUCCUGGAUCUCCUUCCUCAGCAGUGUGAGAUACUGGAUGGCUUUUAAUAUAGAAAGGGCUUGUCAGUCUUAUUUUGGGUGUGUUCAGUGCAUUAGUGGACCUCUGGGAAUGUACAGGAACUCCUUACUGCAUGAGUUUGUGGAAGACUGGUACAAUCAGGAAUUUAUGGGCAACCAGUGUAGCUUUGGCGAUGACAGGCAUCUGACAAACCGGGUGCUGAGUCUGGGCUAUGCAACAAAAUACACAGCUCGAUCCAAGUGCCUUACUGAAACGCCUAUAGAAUAUCUCAGAUGGUUGAACCAGCAGACCCGUUGGAGCAAGUCCUACUUCCGAGAGUGGCUCUACAAUGCAAUGUGGUUUCAUAAACAUCACUUGUGGAUGACCUACGAAGCCGUUAUCACUGGAUUCUUCCCAUUCUUUCUAAUUGCCACAGUAAUCCAGCUCUUCUACCGUGGUAAAAUUUGGAACAUCCUCCUCUUCUUGUUAACUGUCCAGCUAGUUGGUCUCAUAAAAUCAUCUUUUGCCAGUUGCCUUAGAGGAAAUAUCGUCAUGGUCUUCAUGUCCCUCUACUCAGUGUUAUACAUGUCAAGUUUACUUCCCGCCAAGAUGUUUGCAAUUGCCACAAUAAACAAAGCUGGGUGGGGCACAUCUGGAAGGAAAACCAUUGUUGUUAAUUUCAUAGGACUCAUUCCAGUAUCAGUUUGGUUUACAAUUCUCCUGGGUGGUGUGAUUUUCACCAUUUAUAAGGAAUCUAAAAAGCCAUUUUCAGAAUCCAAACAAACAGUGCUGAUUGUUGGAACGUUGGUCUAUGCAUGCUAUUGGGUCAUGCUCUUGACGCUGUACGUGGUUCUCAUCAAUAAGUGUGGUCGGCGGAAGAAGGGACAACAGUAUGACAUGGUGCUUGACGUAUGAUCUUACGUCGAUGGAUCUUUGCAAUCGCAGGCGCAGACACACACAACACCUUAGUUCCUCGAGGGGCUGAACAAUUAGGUGGCAUUAAAUGAUGCCACCAAAGGAGACGUAUCAGUGCUGCUGGGACUUGAACAAAGACGUUUCUAUGAGUUUAUUUUGAUUCUGCCAAAGUAAAAUGAAACAACAAGAGGAAGAAACUCAGAUUUAACCUGUUAUUUCUAUGAAAAUGGGAGGAAUUACUUGUUUAUGCACUUUUUCCCUACGGUGCAUCCACCUGACAGUAUUUUG